This is a messenger RNA of Oreochromis aureus, 6383 nucleotides long. RefSeq names its product transmembrane protein 151Ba (gene tmem151ba). Lineage: Eukaryota; Metazoa; Chordata; Actinopteri; Cichliformes; Cichlidae. The record is from RefSeq and is a predicted model, not a curated record. The transcript has 2 exons. Bases 1225 to 2757 code for a protein of 510 amino acids.
UGUGUGUGUGAUCACCCGUGUGUGCACCUGUGAGCAUGAACGCGCUUGUUUUUAAAAGGUUCCUUCAUGUAAUGAUCUGCUAGAGGGUGUGGGGGAGGAUAAAAGCUAUUAAAGUCUGACCGAAGUGUCUAACUAAAACACUUUUCAUCGCAAACGCUGUCUCAUGUUUCAUCUUGUACAGCAUGUCUUCAAACUGUGGUGGUGUUCAUGGUGGAAGAGAGGGACCCAAAUGCAGCAAAGGAGAGACAUUUAUUGACCCAUAUAAAGGCCAAAUGGAUAGAUCCAGGGAAUAUCCAAUAUACACAAACAAUACAUAACAAAAACCCACAGAAAUAAAACAGCUGCAAAAAAAGGAAAUGUGACCUGGGAAUUAUAUUUGAAUUAUAUUAUCUGAUGAUUAGGCCCCUACUCAUAAGAUGUGGUUAGGUUUUGGGAAGUCCCAUUUAACAAACGGUUAUCUUGUCUAUUAUGUUGGAAUUUGUAUUUUGAUUGAUUUGUGAAUAAACUAAACUAAACCCUUUGACAAAAAGAAACAAAGACAUUUACAAACAAGCCAAAAGAUCAUACCAUCUGAGGAGCAUCACAGGUGACUUAUUUAAUUUCAUAUAUAUAACGGAUUUAAACCCUACGUGAGCUUUUACUAUUACUGUUUUUCAAAGCACUUGCUUAAAUACAGAUCAGAAUAAAGAUCUCUGCUGAGGGGAGCCACCCCCUCCUCAGCAGCAGCAGCAGCAGCGCCCCUCUGUGCUGUUGUGAGUUACGUGGACACGUACGUGCGUGUUAUUUACAUCGUGGUGUCGGGCUCGCUGCUCGCAUGUGCCGCUGCCCGUCUCCUUUGUCCUGCUUCACAGCUUCACUGGGUGUCAUGGGCACUGCCUGCAGGGAGACGAGCUUUGUCACUUCCCUCAUCACACUGGAUCCCUCGCCGCUGCAGUCCUCAUCACCAUCACCAUUGCAUCGCGAGAAGAGUCACAGCCUCUCAGUCUUCUUCGGAGGCACAAUGACCGCGUUCCCGUAGGCUACACUAUGCGAAGUGUGCCCACCUGAAACAGGCUGGGGAUGCAGCAUCCUUUGAGCCUUUCUGUUUGGGUUCCUGCUGCACUGGUUUCCUGCGGAUGAUGCGCGAAGGAGUUCGCGGCGUGUUUAUGUCUCACUCUGCUUUGGAAAGCCCCCAUCCCAUCAGGAGAUCCAUGCACCACCGAUCUUUGUGUUGUUGUUAUUACCAUGUCCCCAGCAUCGGCUGCAACGGCAAGUGAAAGCCCCACCGCCACCACCACCGUCCCCGAGGAGGAGACGGAAAGCCCCCGGGAAGAGCAGCAGCCUCAGAAACAGUCUCUGGCUAAGUCCUUGUGUCAGGAAACUCACUGGAAAUGCCUGCUGCUGUCCCUGCUGAUGUACGGCUGUGUCGGGGUGAUGGCCUGGUGCCAGGUGACAAAGGUCACGCGCCUCACCUUCAAUAGAGCCUACAAGGGAAACUCUAUGAUGUACCAUGACAGUCCCUGCUCCAAUGGCUACAUCUACAUCCCCCUGGCCUUCCUGGUCAUGCUCUAUGUGGUCUACCUGGUCGAGUGCUGGCACUGCUACACCAGGAAUGAGCUGCAGUACAAGGUUGAUGUGGACAGCGUGACGGAACGCAUACAGCGCAUGCAGCAGGCUACGCCUUGCAUCUGGUGGAAGGCCAUCAGCUAUCACUAUGUCAGGAGAACGCGACAGGUGACACGUUACCGUAACGGAGAUGCCUACACCACUACACAGGUCUACCAUGAGAGAGUAAACACCCACGUAGCCGAGGCGGAGUUUGACUAUGGUAACUGUGGGGUUAAGGACAUCUCGAAGAACCUGCUGGGCCUGGAUGGUUUCCCCAUCACCAAGCUGAGGUUCACCAAGUGCUUUAGCUUUGCCAAUGUGGAGUCUGAAAACUCCUACCUGAACCAGCGGGCCAGGUUCUUUACAGAAAAUGAGGGCCUUGAUGAUUACAUGGAGGCACGCGAGGGGAUGCACCUGAAGAAUGUCGACUUUAAGGAGUAUAUGAUUGCCUUUUCUGACCCUAAUCACCUUCCCUGGUAUGCUUCCAACUCCACCUUCUGGGUAGCAGCUGCUUUCACCUUGUCCUGGCCUCUGAGGGUGCUGACAGAGUAUCGUACUGCCUGUGUGCACUACCAUGUGGAGAAGCUGUUCGGCUUUGACUAUGUGCCAGUAACGCCAUCUGAGGAGCGGGUGUAUUGCAGACACAUCCCACGGGUCAACACAAUUGACAGCACAGAGCUAGAGUGGCACAUCCGCUCCAACCAGCAGCUAGUGCCCAGCUACUCUGAGGCGGUUCUCAUGGACCUGGCCCAGCUCUCAGGGAGCUGUAACAGCUACUCCUUAUCCGGAGGCUACGGCAGCUACAGGCAGAACUGCGAACGCUGCCACCGUGCCAUAAGCAGCUCCUCCAUCUUCUCCCGAAGCGCCCUCAGCAUCUGCAACACUGGGAGCCCCCGCAUCCCGUUCAGCGCCAGCCGCUUCUCGCUGGGUCGGCUGUACGGCUCCAGGCGGAGCUGCCUGUGGAGGAGCAGCGGGAGCCUGAAUGAGCAGUCGUGUCCCACAGAGAGCACGCGCUGUCUGUCAGGCCAGCAGGCCGGUGAGGAGAACCCUCCAGCCUAUCAGGACGCGCUGUACUUCCCAGUGCUCAUCGUGCAUCGCAACGAAGGCUGCCUCAACCACGACCACCGCUCUCUGCACAGAAAUGGCUCCUGUGUAGAAACUUCACUCUGAUGACACGAGCUAAGGCCAAGGAAACUCUUCAUAUUGGACUCUUGUGUCUCUUUAACACAGAGAUUUUUAAAAAAGAGCAUUCUCUGAGUUACCACAACCAAGGAUUUGUUAACAUUUCUAAAGAUACUGUCACCUGACACAACAGCAAUUAUAACAAAGUAUGUGUGUGGAAUUUAUCACUCAAUACAUCAGGGAAAAACAGACCCGAUGAGACUGUUGUUUAAAAUACAGCGAGGCUUUAAAGGAUACUGCCAAAGUGUCAUGUGCAGCCCUAAAGAGUCUGUUGAGAUUCAGAUAACCAAUGAAAAUCAAGGGCCAUCCCAUCCUAGUGUAAAUGCCAUAUUUACAGAUCUUAGUCACAGACAAUUUACAAAGAUAUGAGUAACAUUUCCCUGUAUAUGAAGCCUGAAAUGGGCUUUGACUCAGCAGCAAAUUAAAAAAUUAAAUGGAUGCCGAACGAGAAAUGGAACGCAAAGAUAAGCAACCUUGUCAAAACACACUAACGAGACUAAGUAGUUUUGCUGAAAUCAAACACCCCUCUCAUGGCUCUUAUCAAAGUGAAGUCAGUACAGUCGACAAAUACAGAAAUCUGCAUAUUAACACAUUUUGAUCCUGGAUGAUUCAAUGUCUCCAUUCAAAGUUAAUGCUCAUGGAAAUCCAUUUAAAGAGAAAAAAAAAUGAAAAUAAAUGUGCGGAUAAAACAUCCAGUCAGCUGAUAUGUGCUUGGCUGCGAUGACAUUAAACUCCGUGGCUCGCCAAAUAUAGCACAGGAGGAGUUUGAAUAAUUUAGCAGACGAGGGCUAAAGGACACGAGGAUUUAAAACUGAUUCAUAAACACUUCUUUAAACUGUUCAAACUGUACAUUUUGUAAAGCAGUAAAAAAAAACCUCACUGCACUGCUGAUAAAUCAGUGUCAACUCCGCCAGUUUAAAAUCUUAAAGAUCCAUUUAGGUUCGCGUUUGGCAAUAUUUUCAUUGAGCCUACCUCUUUAUUUAAGUGCCUAGCAUCAACCGUUACUGACAAGCACAAGCUGCAAUGACUUCUCAUCUCAUCUCACUAUCCUCCCAUUAAAACAAGCAGAAGAAUACCCCAAGGUUAUUUAAAACAUAGGCAAAAAUGCACAAGUUUGUAAGAAUCAGACACAAAAUGCUUUUCAGAUUUCUUUUUCCCAUUAUUCACACAACCAGCCCUGUGCUGCUGCUGCUGCUGCUGAUGCAUAUCAGAGAGACAGCUAGAGAGCUGGCCAUCGAAAACACUCGAAAUAGGCAGAGGCCUGGAUUCACUACUGAUAGUGUCAGAUUUAAUAAUAUAAAAGGAUUACUUUAAAACACUAAAACCUACUUCCUCUCAGCUGAGUGCAUAUCUGAUGCGGUAUCUGAUGGGAAAUUUACUUUUGCAAACAGUGACAAAAGUCAGCCGCGCCGCAACUUCUCAGACAAACAUCAUCUAAUUUUAACUCCCCGCAGCACAACUCAUCGCUCAACGUUUGGUUUAUUUCUUCCAGCACUCCUUAAUAUUUUUGGACAGUCUUUUAGGGCCAAUUGAAAGAAUGGAGGUUAAGCAUAGAGGACAUCCAUAACGACGGAUAUACAUGGAUCAUUCUGCCAUUACUGAAUACUAUGAACUUCGCCUGUGUUUAGACAUUUGGUGUUGAGAUUUGCCUUCCCGAUAAAGUGACCAAUCAGCCAUACUCAUUACAUUCCAUGUGUGUUGUUGUGUUUGGAGCUGUGGACUGAGACACAACCCCCUCAUAACAGACUGAGUCACGUUUAACUAACAAUUUUAACCUGUUUUCACAACUCAAGGUCAUCUAUGCAACCCCUCCCCAAACUCAGGAUAGUAUUCAGGUCAAUGAUUCUGCUUGCAACGACAUCCCGAUACUUCACUCAUGUUCUCAUCUGCACAUAAAGAAGGCGGAGGUGCAGAUGCAAACAUCUCCCGUCAUUGAGUUUCACUUCUGCACUUGCUAGUCAUAAAUCCAUCACUUAGUCUGUGUGUAAAGGACCGGUAAACUGCAACGUUUUAAAGUCAGUUUUUGCUGAAAUUGAUUCCACCAUGAAACACAAGAAAAAUGCGGUAUCUUAGCAUGAAAAAGAGGUUAUUACCAGAGAAAUCUUCCACUAGAAAAAACAUCUGCAUUAUCAAAGAAAACAAAACAGCUCUUCAGAAUAAUGCGUCUCAUAUUACCUCUCUAACAACUUAAUGCGGUGGGUUAUGAACAGCUUCAGGCUCCUGUAUUCAAGACGCUAACAGCAAAAUCUCACCUGAAAUCCUGAGAUAGGGGAACAUUUAUGACAACUGUUUGAAUUUCAUUAGUUUAAUCACAGAAAAACUGAAGUGUACAAAUGGCAAGUUAUUAUUUUAGGUUCUCUAUACAUCUCUCCAUUUUCAGUGGUUCCAGUGUAUAUGGUAAACUAUUCACAGAACAGAUGUCAGUGAUCUGAGCUAAAAUGGCUGGGAAUGAAUUGAAAUAAGCAAACAAGUUAAUUUUUAGCCCCUUUCAGAUUCUUUACUUACUUAUUUUGUAGCUGUGAAGGACUGGAUCACAACCGAGCUCGUGCUGGUCAGAAGUCAGAGACUCAAGUGGACUUGCAUGACUCAGAGGACAACACAAAUAACAGCAUGUAGUCUCCACAGGGCAUUUUAAUAUACCGAAAUGUCUUUUUUGUUAUGUUAAUCAAAAUGUAGGAGGAUGCACUGGAUGUCAAUGCUAAAGUCACUGUGUCCCUCCGAAAUCAUCACAAUCUCUCUAUCAUCAUCAAGCCUCUCAGGUGGCUUCACUGUGAUAUUCAUACAUAGUCCCGUGUAAGAAUAGAAAAAUGUGUUUACCCGUGAAAUGUUUACGCAGCAACAGAAACAAACUAUUUGACUGAUUACAAUCUGACUGAAAGUUUAAAAGCUAUACAUUUUUCCUCUAUAGAUGACUGUUAGAAUAACUUUUCUGCAAAGAAAGCAGCUAUAGCCGUUAUCAUGUCUUAUGAGGUAGAUUAGGCUCGUACGAUGAUUUGUACUCUUUCACUCAAUGAUGCUUUGGGCCUCAUCUUUUUAUACUUCCAUAAAUCUGUGGAUUUUUAACAUUGUAGAGCAGGAUGGCUUUGUACUGUAAAUAAAUAGAGACAGGAGUGUAGAAUGUCAGUCGAUGUGGAUAUUGUGUGCACACGUGCACACAAACACACACUUAAUGGUAACUGGAGCAGGGACAGAUUUGAUGUGUUGCUAUUAAAUGGAGAGAAGCAGAACAGGCCCCCUUAAAAGGCUGUUUUGGGAUGGUUUUGUUUCCCUUUAAACACGUUUUAAAUCAUUUUAUAACACCUUUUUUUUUUUAAAAUACAAAUGCUGUUGGUGUGAUUUGACUGCUUUGGGAUAAGGUAUAUCUAAGCAUAAACAUAUGCUUAGUGAUUACUAAGGAUCUAAAUAUAAUAAAUCAGUAUUCUGUCAUAGAUUUUUCUGCUUUCUCUUCAAAUGGCUCUGGAGACUGAUUUGUGAUUUUAGGAUGGAUGUGACAUACACCUGAUUGAUGGCUAUGACUGUAAAUUACAUCUGACUGAUAAUUUUGUUGCCGCCUAGUUCAAGAGUUACACUAUUUACCAGUAGAUUAGGUAAAAAUAAAACAAUGCAAGUCUGUA